Molecule: messenger RNA, 673 nt
Organism: Rosa rugosa (rugosa rose)
Lineage: Eukaryota; Viridiplantae; Streptophyta; Magnoliopsida; Rosales; Rosaceae
Product: dihydroorotate dehydrogenase (quinone), mitochondrial-like
Exons: 5
Coding region: 209-436 (75 amino acids)
Biological process (GO): pyrimidine ribonucleotide biosynthetic process; 'de novo' pyrimidine nucleobase biosynthetic process
Cellular component (GO): cytoplasm; mitochondrial inner membrane
Molecular function (GO): dihydroorotate dehydrogenase activity
Source: RefSeq, a predicted model, not a curated record
CGCAAACACAAAAUCCCUUCUCCAUAGCUGAAAUCUCGUCUUCUCAUCACCACCUAGAACCCAUACCAGGUUCACAUCAGUAGAUCUUUCGCUAUCACAUCAGUAGAUCAUACCAGGUUCACAUCCGAGCAGAAGCUUCAUUGUUUUUCUCAAGUCUCUAAUUUGAGAGGUGAUUAAUGUUUCAUCACCCAACACCCCCGGGCUACGUAUGCUUCAAGGAAGAAAGCAGUUAAAGGUCCUUGUGAAGAAGGUACAAGCUGCUCGUGAUGAAAUGCAAUGGGGUGAAGAGGGCCCUCCUCCAUUGCUCGUGAAAAUCGCUCCAGAUUUGUCUAAAGAAGAUCUCGAAGAUAUUGCUGCAGUGGCCCUUGCCCUUCGCUUGGACGGAUUGAUUAUAUCAAACACAACUGUUUCAAGACCAGACAGAAGACUCUGUUAGUAGAAACCCAGUGGCUUCUGAAGCUGGUGGCUUGAGUGGGAAACCACUAUUUGAUACCUCUACCAGACUCUUAAAGGAUAUGUACCUGUUGACAAGGGUACGUUGGCUUUUCGUAUAACUUGUUAUUCAUGAUGUUUACACUGAGGUAGAGUGUACAUAGAACUUGAGAUUGCACUUUUUGGUUCAUUUUGAAUAUAUGAAUCAGAGCUCGAAACUUUUUGACUUGUUAUCUGUUAU